UGUAAGCUGCAGGUACUCGCUCAGCUGGAUAAGCCUUUAAUCAUGGAAAGAAGGCUUGUAAAAAAGGAAAUGAAAAAGCUACUGGGAGAUUAUAUUGGCAUCAGACUUCGGGAAAAUGAAUUUGACCCAAAAGGAAGAAGGCAACCCACCUUUCUAGAUGAUAUGGCACACUAUGACUUGGCCAUCAGUGUUGCUUUGCAAUGGCUGGAUCACUCAGAAGACUUAACUUGGCUGAAGUGGGAAGAAGUGAAAAUGCCACUUCAUGGACGACCCAGAUACCCAAACCACAGAGAACGAGAAGCCAUGAUUCUAUCAUCUUAUGCUGGAAUCUUAAUGAACAGUAUCCCAAUUGAGGAAGUCUUUAAAAUUUACGGGGCUGAUUCUUCUGCCAAUUCUGGUAUUACCAAGGUUUCCCGGGCUCCACUCUUCCGCCUCUCCUUGCACCCUUUUGCCAUGUUAACGGCACCCAAAGCAGCAGAAUAUGCCCGCAAGCAGAGUGUCAAGUUAAGAAGGGGAGCAAUGAAUAAAAACACCACCAGCAGCUCUACCAAGGAAGCAAAGGACAGGGAGUGAAAGUCAUCAAAGUGUUUUGCAUACACAUCACCGAAGGACACAAUCGCUUAGAAACUUGGACUUGUACCAUGGAACUUCAUAAUACAGCCUCUGGAAGCAAACAAGAAACAUCAUCUUAAAAUUGCAUCUCUUGCUGGCACAUUUUAAUUUACAGUUGGCUUUUGAUUCCGACUGCACUGAAUUUUUUUUCAAGCUUCUCUUAGAAGCAUAUUGCACAGCUACAUUUUGGUAAAAGACAAAAUGUGUGUAUCUUAUACUACUUCAUUUUGACUAAAAGACUUGGAGAAUUCAGAAAGUACCUAAUAUUUCUAUGUCAGGCUGGCUUUGCAGCACAUUUUACAAACGUGUGGCAUUGAAUAUUGCAAGGUGGUACAGUAGGAGGCAGUUUUCCAAAGUUUUAAUGCAAAAUAAAAUUAAUCUGUCAUUGAUUGACUUUACUAUGUCCUAAGAUAAAAAAUAUUUAAAAUUGCAACAAUAUAGUUUUUUGUUUGUCUGUUUGUUUUGGUAUUGGGGAUUGAACCCAGGGCCACUUUACCUCUGAGCUAUAUCCCCAACCUUUUCAAUAUUUUAAAUUU
Sciurus carolinensis (gray squirrel) is the source of this 1148-nucleotide messenger RNA. RefSeq names its product gamma-crystallin A. Gene Ontology annotation, biological process: visual perception; lens development in camera-type eye. The transcript has 8 exons. The coding region runs from base 43 to 573 and encodes 176 amino acids. The record is from RefSeq and is a predicted model, not a curated record. Gene Ontology annotation, molecular function: structural constituent of eye lens. Lineage: Eukaryota; Metazoa; Chordata; Mammalia; Rodentia; Sciuridae.